Messenger RNA from Oryzias latipes (Japanese medaka), 4570 nucleotides. RefSeq names its product SH3 and PX domains 2B (gene sh3pxd2b). Gene Ontology annotation, cellular component: cytoplasm. Gene Ontology annotation, biological process: superoxide anion generation. Gene Ontology annotation, molecular function: protein binding; phosphatidylinositol binding; superoxide-generating NADPH oxidase activator activity. The record is from RefSeq and is a predicted model, not a curated record. Lineage: Eukaryota; Metazoa; Chordata; Actinopteri; Beloniformes; Adrianichthyidae.
AGUGGGCGAGCUAGGAUAGGCUGGGAGUUUGGUCGAAGCCGUCAGCGGGUCUGACUCCGCGCAAGGCUAAAGAAAGUGGAAAAGAGGGGCCGACUGGUUGGUAACUUCUAAUCCUCUCGGAGGUUGGGCGGAAAAGAAACGUAACAGAUUUGCAGAUAUUUGGAAAGUGAGAGCUUUCGGGUUUGAACGCCGCGUAGAAGAAGAACGUCGUUGGUUGGAAAACUUUUUAUUCUAUUUUUCCAGGCGGGUUUGCUCGUUCUUCAAACCCCUCUGUCUGAGGAAUCUGCCUUUUCGCUGUAACCCCGCAGAGAGGACAUCAUCAUGCCGCGGCGUACCGUCCAGGAGGUGACCGUGCAGGAUGUGCAGAAACGACGGACUCCCAACAAACACUACGUUUAUAUAAUCAAGGUCUGUUGGAGUGAUGGCAGCACUGAAACAAUUUACAGACGCUACAGCAAGUUCUUUGACCUUCAGAUGGAAUUGCUGGAUAAAUUCCCAGUGGAAGGAGGGCAGAAAGACCCAAAACGCCGCAUCAUUCCAUUCCUUCCAGGGAAGAUUCUGUUCAGACGGAGCCAUAUAAGAGAUGUGGCAAUGAAGAGGCUGAGGCCCAUCAACGAAUAUUGCCGGGCUCUAAUUCAGCUGCCAGUCUACAUUUCUCAGUGUGAGGAGGUCAGAAUAUUCUUCGAGACCAGACCCGAGGACCUCAACCCCCCGAAAGAGGAACUGAUGGUGAAGAAGAAACCAGGAGACUCCACCUCUGGUGACGCUCUUCUACUUGACCAGUAUGUGGCAGUAACAGACUAUGAGAAGCAGGAGAGCUCUGAGAUCAGCCUCCGUGUGGGUCAAGUGGUGGAGGUCAUUGAGAAAAAUGAAUCUGGAUGGUGGUUUGUGAGUUCUGAAGAUGCACAGGGCUGGGUCCCUGCCACCUGCCUUGAGGUGCAGGAUGACCCUGAUGACUUCACACUACCAGGGGAAGAAGUUCCACGGAGAUUCUGGUCAUUUCCCAGACAUGUGGGUCGACGCAGAACUUUAGGGGAUCUAUUCAGCACAGGCUUUGGGCAAGAAGAGAAGUAUUCCGUGAUUUACCCAUACUCAGCCCGGGAUCAGGAUGAAAUUGACCUGGAGAGAGGCAUGAUUGUGGAGGUUAUUCAGAAGAAUUUGGAAGGGUGGUGGAAGAUAAGGUACCAGGGUCGUGAGGGCUGGGCCCCUGCCUCCUACCUGAAGAAAUCAGACAUUCAAAGCCAGAGACAGUCAGCAGGUGCUGCUGCUCAUGCCAGUGCAAAUGACUUGGAAGGAAUUUCUAAACAAAGCCCACAAAACAAUGCAAAGGAAAACAGACUUUCACUUUUCUCAGAUAACAACAAAAGUAAAGUGGGAUCACGGCACAGACCACCUCCUCGCAGGGAUCUUACCAUUCCAAGAGGAACAAACUUGCCAAAGCCACCUGUUCCUCCUCUAGUGGAAGAAGAAUUCUACACUAUAGCAGACUUUCAGACCACCAUUCCUGAUGGAAUUAGCUUCCAAGCUGGAGUGAAAGUUGAGGUGAUAGAGAAGAAUGGAAGUGGUUGGUGGUACAUUCAGAUAGAGGAAAAAGAGGGCUGGGCACCUGCCAACUUUAUUGACAAGUACAAGAAGACCAGCAACGCGCUGAGACCCAAUUUCCUGGCCCCACUGCCCAACGAGAUGGAGAAGCUGUGCCUUGAGGAUGGUGGUUCUUCAAAUGUCACAGACACAGAUGACACCUGGUCCAAGCCAUUACCAGAUGAACCAACCACAGCCCAGGACACACACACCCGGCCUAAACUGAGAGAUUGGAAGUCUGGUUUCUCCGGGCCUUUGCCCCCAGCUCCGGCAGCACCUCCUAUUGAGGAGAAGCCAGCUUUGCCGCCACGAAGGGAAUCUAUCAAUAAAAGCUUUGAGUUUGAGGGGGUUGAGAAGCCAAGAUCAGAUCAUCCCAAGCCUUUGCCCCCAAAACCACCAGCACCUGGGGUUAUAGUGCCCCUUGUGACACCCAAGACAGCACCCUUUAAACCAGACAAACCACCGGAGGCCAAAAAAGAAGAUAAGAGCAAAGCACUCUACCUGAAGAAUGAAAUGGGUUUGGAAUGUGGUCAUAAGGUCUCUGCCAAAGAGGUUAAGAAGUUUAACCUUAAACCUGUACCCAAACAGCCUCCCAAACCCAAGUCAGAUGUGCAGGAAGAAAAACCAGAGGUGGCUGGACCUGCAGUGUUAAUGAAAGCCAAGCCAGUAAUCAGACCUAAACCUGCCCCAGCUGCUAAGCCAGAAGCCCUGGCUGAGAAAAAAGUAGACAUUACCAACCUGAGAAGUAAGUUAAGACCAUCAAAACCUUUGGAUCAGGGCUCUGCAGAAGGGAACCAUCAGAAUGAAACAGUAGAACCAGGAAAUGGAUCCUCCCCAAUUCAGAUCCCAACUCUUAAUUCUGAUAAGUCCUCUGAUGAGUCCAAAAUCACCUCAAAACACAGAAAUGCCCUUAGGAAGGACAGCUCAUCACCUCCUUCAAAACCAGGAGUCCCCCCCCACAAGGAACCCCCUCAGAGACCCACCAUGGGCCCACGCAGACCACCUCCUCCAAAGAAAGCUGAACAAUUGGGCCACACUGAAACCAAACCACAGGUUAUGAAAGAACCCCAGGAAAUCCCCAAGAAUGGACUGCCGCAACUCAGCAGACCCCCGCCACCAAAACCCAAGGGAUUUCCUCAGCCACCUGCAAGCAAAGAGAAGGAUGAGUGCAAGGGGAAUAAACUCCCAAUUCCACCUAAGCCCCAGUUAAAGAGUGAGAAGCCUGGACCUCCCAAAGACAAGCUUCCACCUUUGCUCAAGGACAGCAGUAAGGAAGAGCUGUAUCUAGCUGUGGCGGACUUUGAAGGGGAUGAGCAAACGUCCAGCUUCAAGGUUGGCACAGUAUUUGAGGUUCUGGAAAAGAACAGCAGUGGUUGGUGGUUCUGCAAAAAUGUUGGAGAAGAUAGUGAGGGCUGGAUCCCUUCAAAUUACCUGAGCAAGAAACCCUAAGUAGGAAACAUGCUCUUAAAAACACAAAACACAAUAUUUUCCUGCCAUGUAGUAGUUCUUAUUUAUAGGUACCUUUUUCUAAACUUGAUUCAACAUAAUAAUACAUUCUACUAACUGAACCAGCAAUACCACAUGACCUCUUUUGGUUGUUGUGAGCUUUACUUCUCUUUAUUUCAUUGAUUUUCUUGGCUUGUCAGUCAUACUCUCUCUUGUAUGUCUUUGCUCAGGCCAGACACUAAAGGAGCAGUAACACACUUGCCUUUUCUGACGCAGUGCCUCAAUGCUAUGCUCAAAGUGCUUCAGUGUUCGGUAUGCAGCCGUAGCUUUAGUGAUUCUUAGAAUUAGUUGACUGCAAAGUUGGAAAAAAAAAGGGGAAAAAGAUUCAGCCAAAGAUUCAAAACUAAUACCAAAUCCCUAAAGGUUGAACUCAAAAAGUUCUCCUUGAUUUUCUAGUAUUAGUAGAAAUGUCAUCAAAUACUCUUUAGCCAAGUAGAUGUGUGCCGUCUGAUGAACAAGCAAGACACAUAUUCAUUAUAAAUAAUUUACAAUUGCUUUCUUUUCCCUGUACUGACUUAAUAUUCAAUAUUGCAAUGAUUUGUAACAGAUGUGCACUUUUCUUGAGGUCAGUUCAGGUGAGUUAAGAGGGCACUUUGCAGAGCGUACAGGUGUACUAAGAAAGUACAGACUGCAUUUAAGUCUCUUGCAAGCCAUUUCCUUUGGCAAGGUUUUAAUAUUUUUUUAUAAAUUUUACUUUCUUGUAAUUAAUUAUCCAUAUUAGUCCUUUGUUACAAGAGGAGGGAAAUAGGUGAGAAAUAGUUAACAGGUUAAGGAGAAGGAGUUUGUCAAAGUAUUUUCAAAUGUUCCACAUCUUGAAAUGAAAUCUGUAAAAUGUGAAUUGCAGAGCACAUCUAGCCAUAAAAACAGGAUUUUCACUUAUGUGUGCAAUCAUUUACAGUAUUGUAAGUGUACAGGCUGUUAACUCAAGUUUGGUGCUGGGAUUACGGUAUACAAAGUUGUGACCAUUGUCAAAAGAUGUUUUACAUGAAUGCUUGACUGGUUUCAAGCAUGGUCAGUAUGACAAAUGUUUUUUUUAUUGUACAGUUCAAGUCAUAUCUUAACUGAUUUUUUUAAAUAUUAUCCAUGUAGUAUUUUCUUUUUAGGACUAAAUAAACAAAAGCUGAAAUGUGGUCAUUAUUGAGCUAAACAAAACAUCUCAUCACUUAAGAAUUUGGUCAAACAGGCUUUUAUCUCAAGUAGUUCAAUAUGUAUUGGUUCAAAUUACAGACAAGGCUAGAAGCUGUAGCGGAUACAGUUGUGCAACUAGUUGCUAUAAUUUUCUACAUUUUAUACAGAUGACUAGAAAUGGGAAACAAGGAAUCUAUAAUACCAUCUGAACAAAAUCUUUGGAAUGGAUUAGAACAUUAAAAUACAAUAAAUGUGUAUGCAUUGUCAUUUCAGUAUUGUAACUGAUUGUUCUUUUUUAUAUAAUUUUCAUUUCCAGUCUCCGUUUUGAGUCAAUAAAUAAAUGAGAUUUUCCACA